Molecule: messenger RNA, 1956 nt
Organism: Salvia splendens (bonfire salvia)
Lineage: Eukaryota; Viridiplantae; Streptophyta; Magnoliopsida; Lamiales; Lamiaceae
Product: protein IQ-DOMAIN 5
Exons: 5
Coding region: 590-1540 (316 amino acids)
Source: RefSeq, a predicted model, not a curated record
CUUUUGCUUUUGCUUUUGCUUUCUGUGGACUGUUAGAUUGAAACAAACAAGUCAUUCAUACUAGAUUGAAUCUGAUUUCCUUGGUCUUAUUCUGGAUCUUUGAAAUCCCAUUUUCAUUUUGAGAACUUGAUGUCCCUCUCUGAUCCACUAAAUAUCAGCUUCUUUUAUUUCCCAUGAUUUGCUUUUAUGGGAGGUUUAAUGCCCCUUUGAUGAUUAGCCUUUAUUUGAUAACGCUCCUUGGUUCUUAACUGAGACACAACAAAUUAAUAGUAUCAGUUUUGUUCAUAUAUGGAAGUACACACUGUAAUUCCAUCUAUGAGAUGGAACACGAGCUUUCUUCUUUAUUUAAGUUUCUCGUUCAUCCUUUCCGGUUGAUGGUUUUUGAGUUGACUAGAGGAAAUUUUGUGAAUUCCUGAGAAAUGAAGCAAUCUAUGUCAUAUGAUACCAACAUUUUGUUUUAUGUUGAAGCAUAAAAAUUGGACUAGUGAGCAAGUGCACUGGAGCCGUUUCGUAUACUGUUGUGUAAUUGAUGUAAUCUAUGAUUUGUAUAGGGUAUUGCAGUACCAGUCGGAGGCUUUGAGCAUUAAGCAUGGGUUCAGGAGUUUGGUUUAAGAAUAUAAUCAGCAAAAAGAAGGUGAAGGGUGGGGAAUCAGGGAAAGUCAAGAGUUAUUCAUCCCUUGAACACAUAGAUGGCUGCAAAGAGGAUCUCUGCUCUCUCAAAGGGUGCAUCGCAGUAGCCAAUGGUGCUUGUCUUGACAAUCAGGGCAGUGUUGGUCUCUCCAGAGAAUAUGUUGCCGCUAGAAAGAUUCAGACUGCAUAUCGUGCACAUGCUGCACGGAAAAGUCUUCGUCGAAUGAGAGGAACUGUAAGGUUACAGAAGCUGGUGCAGUGUGAUUCCAUUAAGAAUCAAGCCUCGGCUACAUUGAGUCACCUGCACUCGUGGACCAAGACGCAGGCCCAGAUUAGAGCACGUCGUGCUAAUAUGGUUAUGGAAGGCCGGCUUAAGCAGAAGAAGCUGGAGAAUCAGUUGAAGCUAGAAGCAAAGCUUCAUGACUUUGAGGUGGAGUGGAAUGGUGGUUCUGAAACAGUGAGUGAAGCUCUUGCAAAAAUACAUCAUAGAGAAGAGGCAGCAGUGAAAAGGGAGCGAGCUCUGGCAUAUGCCUUUACUCAUCAGUGGAGGGCCAACACAAUCCCAAGUUUCGGACCAGGCAAUAAAGAACUCAGUAAAGAAAGCUGCGGCUGGAGCUGGAUGGAUCGUUGGAUAGCUGCUCGGCCUUGGGAAAGCCGAGUUGAAGCGCUUAACAGCCCCCAAAAAACACAGCUGACCUCCCGGCCCCCAAAACUGAUCUCUCCUAACGGAAAGGCAGUUAAAAAAAUCAUUUCCCCUACGAGGAAGGCGCCAGGAAAGGCCAAAUUGAUCUCUCCUAAUGGGAAGGCUGCCAGAAAUGCACGCAAACUGUCUUACGACGCAGCUGCUGUUAAAAAAGUGAGCGUGAAGAGUGAAGAGAAGGAAAAGAAGAAUGAAAAGGAAAGCUCUUAACUCCAGUUGCUUCAUUCUGAAGUGUUGCAGGAGAAGUUAGCAAAUGCAUAUGAUAUCAGAUCAACGGGAAAUCGAGUUUUGUUUACGGUUUGACUAGCUAAGUGUGGGCUGUGCAUUUGCAACAGAGUUUGUCAAAGGGGAAAAACUGAAGCAGAAAGAGGAUUUGAUCUGAGCUCGGCCUGCAGGAAAUACUCUCUUUUCUGUCUUGCUAAUACGCUGUGAUUUUUUAAAGUUAUUGUCAUAUAUUAAUAUAUGUAAUUAAUCGUUAAUUCAGUGUUUAUAUUUGGAAGCGUAUAUAUUUAUGUUGGUCUUGUACUUGGAAACCGAUGAAAGGAUUCUGUGGUGAGAUGGUUUCGUUUGUAAAUUGUAACUUACUAGUGUUUUUUGUUUAUGAAUUGCUCUCUGCAUCCUCCAAA